UCAUAUCAAACGAUAUUUUUGUGCAGCCAACUUCACUUUAAAGCUUGUGACAAGAAAUUGCACUUAAAAAAUUAGCUGCUGAAGAAAACCAAAAAAAAAUUAGGAAAAUUCACGAAAAUGGACAGUCAGGGAAACCGCGAAACCUCUUCGUCCUCCGCUUCGUCCGCCGCUAACAGACGCCGCAGCUCCACGGAAACGUCGGAGGACACCUUCGGCGAAGGAGUCUUGAAGGAUUUAAGCAGUCUCUGCAUGGACGAGCUAUUCUCGGAUAUGUGGUUCAUUGUGGAGGAUCAGCGCCUGCCGGCGCACCGUAUGAUACUAGCAAAGCGCAGCCUGUACUUCCGCGCCCUGCUCUACGGUGAUAUGUCCGAAUCAAAUGAACCAGAGGUGCCGCAGGAGGAGCCCCAGGAGGAGCCGCUGGAGGAGUUGCAGGAGUCGAUGGAGGAGCCGAUGGAGUUAGCGAUUAAGGUGCCGAUGGAGGUGCGUGUGGACGUGCCGCUGAAGACAUUCAAGGUAAUCCUCGGCUAUUUUUAUUCGGGCACUCUGGCCAUAUCCACACUUAACAUUGAUGAAGUCUUCGAAGUGCUCGAAUUGGGCAACUUGUAUAUAUUGCCAGAAGUCGAAUUGGCCCUAGCCAAACGUCUGCAGAAUAAUCUGUCCAUCAGCAACACGUGCAUGAUCCUGGAUAUAGCUCGCAAAUUCAAUCUUGCAGAGCUGACCAUGAAAUGCCUCAAGUUCAUGGACAAAAAUGCAUCCCAAGUUCUGAAACACCAGUCCUUCCAAAUGUUGUCCAAGGAAUCACUGGAAGAAGUCCUGCGACGGGACACAUUGAUUGAACACGAAAUCGAUGUCUUUAAAUCGGUACUCAAAUGGAGUCGCCACAAUCAGGGCGUGGACAUCAAAUCGGUGGUCUCGCUUGUACGUCUCUCUCUCAUUAGUGUCGAAGACCUGGUGUUUGUGGUGCGUCCCCCUGGGAUCGUCGAGCCAUUAAAAAUACUCGACGCCAUCAAGGAACAGAUAAACACGUCGAUAUUGCCCUACCGUGCCCACGUCUCUCCAGGAGUGGAUGUGACCUUCCACUUCGGCUGCAGUGUUGAGGUCAUCGAAGAUGGGAUCGUUAUAAAGCUGAGUUUCUGGUGCAUAAUCAAUAUCAUCUCUAUAGAAGUUAUUCAAAAUACCAAUGACAUGUCCAACUGCACCGUGGAGGUCUCUUGCGACAUGAUCCACUGGGAUGACGUGGGAAAUAUAGAUUUAUCUACUCCCACACAGCAGGUUGUCCACUUCACCCGCAUGCCUGUUCGCUUCAUUCGGAUCGUCGAUCCAGAGAAUGGCCGCAAAGAUGUUUUAGAUUAUUUGCUGUUCAAGGCCGUUCUAAAUAACACCAUUCCCUAGACGAUCUGGAAACUUGGAAACUGUUUAACAGUAGCGAUGACUGAGUGAGAGUCUGAAGACUUGUUCCUUUUCUUUUUUUUUCCUAUUAAUGGAUUAUUUUUAUUUGUACUUGCAUUCAUUAAUUUCUUCUAUUUGAUUACAUUCUUAUAACCAAUAAAAUAAAUAUUAAAUUUGUCUUGUUCAAUUUCCAAGAAA
Molecule: messenger RNA, 1587 nt
Organism: Drosophila pseudoobscura
Lineage: Eukaryota; Metazoa; Arthropoda; Insecta; Diptera; Drosophilidae
Product: BTB/POZ domain-containing protein 9-like
Exons: 2
Coding region: 118-1392 (424 amino acids)
Biological process (GO): adult locomotory behavior; modulation of chemical synaptic transmission; circadian behavior
Cellular component (GO): cytoplasm
Molecular function (GO): protein binding
Source: RefSeq, a predicted model, not a curated record